Prorocentrum cordatum is the source of this 2643-nucleotide messenger RNA. NCBI's taxonomy places the organism in Eukaryota, Dinophyceae, Prorocentrales, Prorocentraceae. The record is from the annotation of a GenBank genome assembly.
GAGAGGGACGCGCCCCAGGUCUGGAUCGACUACUCGUUCCCAGGAAUGAAGGGCACCGGUGACGCAAUGACGCUGCUGGUCUGCCUGGACUUCGAGUCGUCGGCUAUCGAGAGUGCGAGCGUCAUGGAGAAGGGCACGGUGGAGUACGGCAUCAAGGUCCUGGUGCAGGCGUUGCAGUACUGGGGCCGCAAGCGCAUGGUGGUGUCGAGUGGUCAGGAGAACGCGAUCACGGCGCCUGCGAGAGCGGCGGCAGCGGCGCGAGACGAAGAGACGGUGUUGCAGGUCGGCCCGAGGUUCGAUUCCAAGUCCAAGGGUCCGAUCGAAGCGGCUGGAGGCAAAGUCCAGCAGCUCAUUCGCACGCUCGUGUACACCGUCAAUGCACGCUACAAAGUGGAGCUGAAGCCAAGCGAACCGAUCAGCAGUUGUUUGGCGAGGCAUGCAGGCUGGAUCCUCACGAGGCUUACCGUGAGAGGAGAUGGGCUGACACCGCAUCGUCGGCUCGAAGGACGAGAUUACCACGGUCAGAUCGCAGAGUUCGCGGAGACCGCGAUGCACAAGUUACCCCCAGGAGCCGCCGGGAAGAUAAAUGCCAGAUGGGACAAGGGCAUCUGGCUCGGCAAGGCGAACGUCAGUGACGAGCACAUGAUCGGCACACCACGGGGGCGGGUCUUUGCGAGAUCGAUCGCGAGGAGGCCCGGCGAGAAGCGGUGGAAUAAGAACCUCUUCAGCCAGAUCAUAUGCACGCCCUUCGACCCGAAGGCCACGCUCCUGGCGCGGGGGGCCAUGAACAGGCCGAGGUACCUGACCAAGGGGGUUCUCAACCGGUUGGGUCGGACGCCUGGCUGCCCAGCUUGCGACGAGACGGGCCAGCACCGCACUGCGGAGUGCAGAGCCAGAUUGGAGGCUUUGCUGGACGCGGAGGACAUUGCGAAGGGCCUGGCAGCACAGGCUGGAGCGCGAGCUGAAGCACCGCCACCAGCUCGAGAAGCGGUCAGGAAGCAGUCGAAGCGUGCACCAGCAGAGGAGCCAGGGCGUGGAGCAGCAGCAGCCGCGGCGGCAGCCGCAGUAGCAGCUCCCAGCGUAGCAGAAGACGUGGCGAUGGACCAUGAGGAGGAAAGCGUUGAGAUGAUGGUGCAGGAUCCCGCGGAGAUCACCGAAGGAGUGAAGCGACAGGUCUCAGAGAAGGAGGAGAUGCCAGAGGGCAAGAAGGCGCGCGUAGUCGGCGGGUUGGCCGCAAACAUCAUGCCAAUAGAGCUGUGCGCUGUGGAUCUCGGCGAGUACGCCGCGGAACCGUGCGAGGAGAAGGACCUUUCCAACGUCGAGGGGGCGAAGGGCAUGCUCGCCAGGGGCAAAUGGUUGCAGGACUGGAUGGUGGGCACCGACACUGUGCGGUGCAGGUUCGUGGCCAUGAAGGUUGCCUACCAGGCGCGCGAUGACGCAUUCGCUGGGGCGCCCUCGCUGAAGUUCGUCAGGCUGGCACUGGUGCUGGCAGCGACGUUCAGGAACCUCAUGAAAGUCUACCUGAUUGGGCUCUGGGACAUCAGCAACGCGUUCUUCCACGCUGAGAUGGACGAGGACGCAUGCGUGGUGCCGCCCUCAGGUGAGGAGGAGCCAAACGUAGUAUGGCAGUUGCGGAAGGCGCUGUACGGGACCAGGAGAGCAAGCAAGCUGUUCCAGCACAAGGUCAUUGGGACGUUGAUUGAUCAGGGCUUCAUCCGUAUGUUGGUGACGGAGAUAGUGUUCUACCACGUCCAGAAGGGCAUCUACAUCGUGGUGCACGGAGACGACUUCAUGGCCGUUGGGGCGGUUGAGGACCUGAGGUGGCCCAGCGAGAUCCUGGAGGCGAAGUACGAGGUGAAGCGGUCGCCGUUCGUGGGGCCCGCAGCAGGUGGAGGUGAAGCGACGUCUGGCCAUUUCCUGAAGAGGACGGUUCGCUGGACGGAGAAGGGGUUCCACUGGGAGAGCGACGCGAAGCACGCGAGGACCGCGGUCGAGGCCUGCGGGAAGCUGCCAGCGGCGAGGGAGAUCUCGCCGGCUUCCAAGAGCAUGGGGAAGGAGGUGCCAACGGCGUUGGACAAGCUGCGCCACGCAGAGGGGAAGCUGUUCCAGCCGGCGGCGCCGACGGCACUGUACCUGGCAGCGGACAGGCCUGACAUCCAGUUCGCGACGAGCUGGAUCAUGCGUGGGAUGCAGGAGCCACUGGUGCUCGAUGAGCUGGAGCUCAAGCGGUUGGCUGCCUACUUGGUGACCAUCGUGACGGACUCGGACUGGGCUGGAGAUGAAGAAGCCCGCAUGAGCCGUGGUGGAGGUUUCGAGUACAUCGGGAGUGCGUGCAUCGACAGCUGGGCUGGUCAGCAAGCGACACGUGCGCUGAGCAGUGGAGAAGCUGAGUACGUGGAGAUGACCAACUGCGCUGCGCGGGGGAUCUUCACGAAGAACCUGUUCGAGGAGAUGGGCAUCCAGAUGGCAGUGAAAGUGUGUGAAGACAUCACGGCCGCCAUCGGGAUAUGCUCGAGGCUGGGUGUCGGACGCAUCAGACACCUGGAUGUGAAGUACUUGUGGUUGCAGGAGAAAGUUGCCGAGAAAGAGGUGCCCACCGUGAAGGUGCCAACGGCAGAGAACGUAGCGGAUCUGAUGACCAAG